AUGGCGGUCAACGCCAAUGGCGGCGAGGUCGAGACGGAGAAGGUCAACACCCACAUCGUCACCCUCACACGGUUCCUCACGGAAGAGCAAGUAAAGCAUAAGGAGGCCACCGGAGACUUUACGCUCCUCUGCCAUGCGCUGCAGUUCGCGUUCAAGUCGAUCGCCUACUACAUCCGGCGGGCUACGCUAGUCAACCUGACGGGGCUGGCGGGGUCAUCCAACACGACGGGCGACGAGCAGAAGAAGCUCGACGUCAUCUCAAACGACCUGUUCAUUGAGGCGAUGCGGUCAAGCGGAAAAUGCGCACUCCUGGUGUCGGAGGAGGAGGAGAACGUCGUCUUCUUCAAGGACAGCAAGAACGCGCGCUACGCCGUGGCGUGCGAUCCCAUCGACGGCAGCUCCAACUUGGACGCGGGCGUCUCAGUAGGCACCAUCUUUGGCAUCCACAAACUUGCCGAAGGGUCGACGGGCACAAAAGAGGACAUUCUCAAGCCCGGGACGGAGCUGGUGGCCGCGGGCUUCACCAUGUACGGAGCGUCGGCGCAGCUCGUCAUUACGAUGCGCGGUGGCACCGUCAACGGCUUCACGCUCGACAACGGUAUCGGCGAGUUCAUCCUGACCCAUCCCAACAUGAAAAUGCCCAGGAAGCGCGCCAUCUACUCGGUUAACGAGGGCAACUCGCUUUACUGGGAAGACCACGUCAAGGCCUACUUUAACUCGCUCAAGGAGGCCCCCGAAGGCGGUAAGCCCUACAGCGCCCGCUACAUUGGCAGCAUGGUCGCCGAUGCCUACCGGACGCUGCUGUACGGCGGCAUCUUUGCCUAUCCGGCCGAUAAGAAAAGCCCCAAGGGCAAGCUGCGCAUCCUGUAUGAGUGCGCCCCAAUGGCCAUGGUAUUCGAGAAUGCCGGUGGCCAAGCUGUCGACAGCAAGAUGAGGAGGAUGCUGGAGGUCGUGCCCGAGCACAUCCACGACAAGUCGGGCAUAUUCAUGGGCAGUUAUGACGAAGUCGAGAAGGUCAAGGCAUUCCACAAGUGA
Messenger RNA from Canariomyces notabilis, 1035 nucleotides. RefSeq names its product inositol phosphatase. NCBI's taxonomy places the organism in Eukaryota, Fungi, Ascomycota, Sordariomycetes, Sordariales, Chaetomiaceae. Gene Ontology annotation, cellular component: cytosol; cytoplasm. Gene Ontology annotation, molecular function: fructose 1,6-bisphosphate 1-phosphatase activity. The transcript is spliced from 2 exons. The record is from RefSeq and is a predicted model, not a curated record. Bases 1 to 1035 code for a protein of 344 amino acids. Gene Ontology annotation, biological process: fructose 1,6-bisphosphate metabolic process; sucrose biosynthetic process; gluconeogenesis.